Aspergillus calidoustus is the source of this 252-nucleotide messenger RNA. The record is from the annotation of a GenBank genome assembly. NCBI's taxonomy places the organism in Eukaryota, Fungi, Ascomycota, Eurotiomycetes, Eurotiales, Aspergillaceae.
AUGGCGUCUCAACUUCUGCCUCUAGAAUUGAUUGAUAAGUGUGUUGGAUCUCGGAUAUGGAUUGUCAUGAAAAACGACAAAGAAUUCUCAGGCACAUUGCUCGGAUUCGAUGACUACGUCAACAUGGUAUUGGAAGAUGUGACGGAAUUUGAUUACUCUGGCGCCCAGGUCAAGCUGCCCAAAAUACUUCUAAACGGAAACAACAUCUGCAUGCUUAUUCCAGGUGGCGAAGGGCCGGUUGGAAGCUCCUGA